GGAUAGUUAUGAUAAACCAGAUAUAAAUUACAUGGCAUACUCAAAAGCAAAUCAUUUACUGUACGCUGGUUGUGGCGAUAAUAACAUAUAUAUUAUAAACUUGGAUGACGGAAGAAUUUUGAGAAGCAUGCAAGGCCACACUGAUUAUAUACACUGCCUUGCUAUAAUGGAUAAUCAGCUUGCAUCCUGCAGUGAGGAUGGUUCUGUGAGAUUAUGGGAUUUGCGUAAGAAGGAGAAUACUAGCAUAUUAACGCCCCAUUUAGUAGAUAAAGUUGCUCGACCGCGACUUGGAAAAUGGAUCGGUGCUGUUGAUUUUACAGAAGAUUGGUUGCUAUGUGGCGGUGGGCCUAGUCUAUCGUUAUGGCAUAUGCGAACGAUGGAGGCAGCGACAAUUUUUGAUUUGGCUGAUCAAGGGAUACAUGUGGCGGAGAUCUACGAGGAACGCGUGAUUGCCGGUGGUGCGGCCGCUCAUGUUUAUCACAUGACUUACCAGGGUGAAAUCCUGGCCAAAGUACCAACCUCGAGUCUCACUGUAUAUAGUAUAGUACAUCAAGAAACACCACAUAAGUUGCUCUGUGCAGCUGGUUCUUCGAAUUGUAUCGAUAUCAGUACGAAUUUCAAUUAUCGCGAAAUGAUGCUUAAAUUUGCGUAAUAUUUAGAAUACUACAAAAUUUUUUGAUAUCGCAUAAAGGUUUUAAUUUCUUAUCGAUCAGAUGGAUGGAAUAACAGGUGUAAUUAAUGCUAGAAAUGCGUUUUUUGUUUGUAAUAAAUAUAUUAGUAAAAUAUACAUAUAUUUUUUAUGUGAUACAAUUCUUCUUUUGUACAAAUACAUACAAAGGAUAUUUGCGCGAUUUUUCUUUCCGCGGCAAAGUUAAUUUAUUGGUGGAUUUGUUCCUUUGAUAAAGCAUUUUAUAUUUCUGUCUUUCCUUCUUGCUCUCUCCAAAUCCAGGAUAUACAUCUAGUUCGUUUUGACUUUUUCAUUUAAAUACAUAUUGUACAAGUACAAAGAACAAUGUAAAUGUAAUUUGAUUAAAUUUGGAAAUAUUAAUUAAA
Messenger RNA from Formica exsecta, 1053 nucleotides. Its product is annotated as THO complex subunit 6-like. The transcript is spliced from 3 exons. Gene Ontology annotation, molecular function: protein binding. The coding region runs from base 32 to 652 and encodes 206 amino acids. Gene Ontology annotation, biological process: mRNA export from nucleus. Lineage: Eukaryota; Metazoa; Arthropoda; Insecta; Hymenoptera; Formicidae. The record is from RefSeq and is a predicted model, not a curated record. Gene Ontology annotation, cellular component: transcription export complex; THO complex.